GUAUUUAUAUUCACACUGGUAAAAAUGGAAAUUAGCAACGUUUAUCGUUUCAUUCACACAAUCACUGUACUUUUCGACUGAAUGUUGGUUGCAUCUACUAGCAGGCUGACUACCCGAAUGGCAGAGCGCACAGAAGUUCCUGAUGAAGGCGUGUAGGUAAUACUUUGACAGCCCUGGAAGACAACAUGUCUGAAGAGGCAAUUUCGGAAAGUGACCUGGAGGGCAGCAUUGACAGCGAAGAGGAGUGUAUGGAAAAUGAGGAGGAGGAGGAGGAGGAUGAAGACUUGGAGGAAGACGAGGAGGAAAAUGAUGGAGACGACGAAGAUGAUGGACUUGAGCGACCUGCAAGUGCCCAGAGUCGAGCCGAUGGGGAUGGCAGGGACUCCAACUCAACUACCUCUGGAGAGCCUUCCUCAGAGCCUCCAUCCCGGCCGUCCUCCAGACCCGCCUCUCGAUCUCAGCCUCCUGCCAGCGCGGGGAACUCGAGUGAGAGCAAAGUCGCGUCUAGAAAAACAAAGAAGGACAAAGCUUCUAAAUUAACAAAAUCACUCAAAUCUUCAAAAAGCUCCAAACCUCCAAAACCAGCCAAGCCAGCUCACAUGAGGAAGAACAUCAGAAAGCUGCUGCAAGAGGACCAGCUUGAGGCUGGAACUAAAGCAGCUCAGCUGGAGGAGAUGGAGAGGCGGAAACGACUGGAGCAGCAGAGGAAAGACUUUCCUACUCCGGCCCCAUCUCUAGCGGACGCGCAACUGGUGGAAACGGCAGCUUUAUUAGCAGAAGUAUCUCAGUUGGUUCCUGCUCUCCAGGGUAAACAGGAUGUGAUCUGUCUGGAUAGUAGUGGCGAGGAAGAUGAAAAAGCGGAUAUAAAUUUGCCCGCCCUCGCCAUUGGGGAUGAUAUAAUUGAGCUCAGUUCGGGGGACGAAGACACCCUGCAGAUAAGCAGCGAGUCGGCUGACGAGGAAGCCGAUGCCGCCCACGGCUCAGAGGAGAGCAGCGGCGCUCACAUAAACGACGCGCUGAACUUGCCUGACGCCCAGGGUCGAGUCCUGGUGAACAUCAACCACCCUCCAGAGGAGAAAGAUGUUUACCUCACCCCACAGCUGGCCCGAGCCGUUAAACCUCACCAAAUUGGGGGAAUCCGGUUUCUCUACGAUAACCUGAUCGAGUCUUUGGACCGGUACAAGACCAGCAGUGGUUUUGGCUGCAUCCUCGCUCACAGCAUGGGCUUGGGCAAAACUCUGCAGGUCAUUUCCUUCAUCGACAUUCUUCUGAGGAACACAGAGGCCCACACUGUUCUAGCUAUCGUCCCUGUGAACACGCUCCAGAACUGGCUGACAGAGUUUAAUCUCUGGCUCCCACCCCAGGAAGCACUUCCUCCUGACACCGACCCUACGUUCGUCACUGGCCGCACGUUCAAAGUUCACAUUCUCAAUGAUGAACACAAAACCACGAUGGCCAGGGCCAAGGUUGUGGAGGAGUGGUCCAGAGACGGAGGUGUGUUGUUGAUGGGCUAUGAGAUGUACCGCCUGCUGUCCAUGAAGAAGAGCUUUGUGAUGGGGAAGAAGAGGAAAACAAAAAAACCAGCUGGGCCGGUUAUUAUUGACCUGGAUGAAGAGGACAGGCAACAAGAGCUCAUGAAAGGGAUUGAAAAGUCAAUAUCACGGCCCGGUCCUGACGUGGUGAUCUGCGACGAGGGCCACCGCAUUAAGAAUUACCACGCCAGCACGUCGCAGGCCUUGAAGAACAUCCGCUCCAGGCGCAGGGUGGUUCUGACGGGCUACCCGCUGCAGAACAACCUCACAGAGUACUGGUGCAUGGUGGACUUCGUCAGACCAGACUUUCUAGGCACGCGCCAGGAGUUCAGCAACAUGUUUGAGCGUCCCAUCUUGAACGGUCAGUGCGUGGACAGCACACCCCAAGAUGUCCGCUUGAUGCGCUAUCGUAGUCACGUGCUGCACAGCUUGUUGGAGGGCUUCGUUCAGAGGCGAGGUCAUGACGUGCUGAGACACCACCUCCCAAAUAAGGAGGAGUUUGUGAUCCUGGUGCGGCUCUCUCCCAUUCAGAAGGCGCUGUACACCGAGUUCAUGAAGCGCUUUCGAGAGGCAGGGAACAGCGGCUGGCUCGGCCUCAACCCACUUAAAGCUUUUUGCGUCUGCUGCAAGAUCUGGAAUCACCCUGACGUCCUCUAUGAAGCCCUGGAGAAGGAGAACCAGGCCAAUGAGCAGGAUCUGGACCUGGAUGACAUUACCUCGGCCAGUAACCCACGCUGCCCUGCUCCCAGUGCCAGCCUGAAGACCAAAGUGGCCGACUCAAGCAAAGGCAACAACAGCCUGCCGCCGCUCAAUCCGUCUCAAGAUAGAGCCAAUCAGGUCAUCACAUAUGAAUGGGCAAAAGACAUCAUGUCAAACUACCGGACGGGAGUUUUAGAAAACUCAGCUAAGAUUGUUCUGCUCUUCCACUUGAUUGAAGAAAGUGUCAGGAGAAGAGACAAGAUUUUGGUCUUUAGCCAAAGUUUAAACACUCUGACAGUCAUUGAGGAUUUCCUUUCAAAGAGACCCAUGCCCCCCGGCAUCGUCCCCAGCGACAGCCAAAACCAAAACUGGGUUCGCAACCUCAACUACUACCGACUGGACGGGAGUACAUCUGCAACAGAGAGAGAACGUCUCAUCAAUCAGUUUAAUGACCCAGAGAACAAAUCAGCGUGGCUGUUCCUGCUUUCUACACGAGCGGGCUGUUUGGGGGUGAAUCUGAUCGGGGCCAGCCGUGUUGUCGUCUUUGACGCAUCGUGGAACCCGUGUCACGACGCCCAGGCGGUGUGUCGCGUGUACCGCUACGGUCAGAGGAAGCCUUGCUACAUCUACCGCCUGGUCUGUGACUUCACCCUGGAGAAGAAGAUCUAUGACAGACAGGUCUCCAAACAGGGCAUGUCGGACCGGGUGGUUGAUGACUUGAACCCAGUGCUGAACUUCACCCGUAAAGAAGUUGAGUCGCUGCUGCACUUUGUAGAAGAGGAGCCUGAGGCUGAGAAGAGCUCACUGGAAUCGCAGAGAGAGUUGGAGUCGGUGAUAUAUCGAGCUUGUGAGCUUUACCCAAACCUCAUCACCAAGCCACCUUUCCACCACGAGUCGCUGCUCAUGGACCGCAAGGAGUCGAAACUGACCAAAGCAGAGAAGAGAGCUGCAAAAAAGAGCUACGAGGACGAGAAGCGAGCCUCUGUACCGUACUCCCGCCCGUCGUAUGCGCCCUACUACCCAACAAGUGAACACUCGCUGGCGAGCAUCGCAGCGUUUAACCAACGCGGCUGGCGCCAUAUAACACGGCCAGACGACAAGCCAGUUGCGAGCGUCAGGCCCAUCCAGUCGACCCCGAUCCCGAUGAUGCCUCGGCAGGUCAGCAUGGGAAUGGCCGGCUCCAGCUCUGCCGGCAGCCUUCCUCUCAACUUCCUGCAGAAAGCAGGAGUUUACGUGCAAAGGAUUGUCACCACAACGGACAUUGUAAUCCCAGGAGCAAACAGCUCCACAGACGUUCAGGCUCACAUCAGCGCAGGAGAGAGCAUCCACGUCAUUAGAGGAUCGAAAGGUACUUACAUCAGGACGAAUGAUGGAAGGAUUUUUGCUAUUCGAUCUGGAAAGAUCAGCAGGCCGGCAGCUGGAGCAUCUGCUCCAUCUAGAGCAGACACCCAAGGCUCCCUGAUCCACCCAGUGAGCAACGGUUGCUCGUCUCCAGUGGACCAGUCGCGGCGCUCCCCCGCCGCCGACCAGCGGCCCCCGUCUCCUCUGAGCUCCGAUUUCCUUCGAGAGCUCAGCCAUUAUACGUCGUCUACAGGCAACGUCACUGUCGGCAGGGCGAAUGAAUCGUCGUCACUUCUAGAUUUGCAGUCUGCAACAGCGGGGGACGAGGGAGGCUCUCAGACCAGCGAUCAGUGCCGACAACUCGGCAAUGACCUGCUGAGUUCAGCCGCAGAGGCGCAGCGCGGUGGCAAACGGAAGCGUGACGGUGGCCAGGACAACAUGCAGACAGGAGGAAAACACACCUCGGUCACAGCUCAUUUCCCCGGAUUGUCGGUGAACUCUGGUGGGCUCAGUUUCCCACCGGUAGGUCUGAACCUGGGGAACCUGGGUCAUGUGAGUCAGCCGCUUCUAAUGCCUGGGGGAGGAUCUUCAUUCCUCCAAUCUCCGGGACAAACGCUGGCCGACCUGCAGUCCAUGUUCCCCUCGGUGAGCUCGGACCUCCUGAGGCAGCCGGCUGCGGGGAACGGACACCUCCCUCCCUCGUCCUCGGCGUUCUCUGCCGCCUCCUCCACCAUUCCCAUGUCAUCGACAGCAACCUCCUCCUCCCUUUCUUCUGGCACUUUGCCUCCGUACUUGAUGAACCCCAACAUGGCCGGCCUGCUUUCUUCAGGUUUUCCUCUCAGCUACAGUCAGCCACUGCUCUCGUCACCAAGAAUGUUCCCCAGCCCUUUGCUCUCAGGGUCGGGGGGCUUCUCCGUGCCCAACUCCAACUCUGCGACGCCCAGUUUCCUCUCUCAUUUUACCAACCCCACCUCCAGCCUCCUGGGGGCCGCGCUGACGCAGCCGGACAGACACCCGAGCGCGGUGAACGGCGGGGACAGCUCUGAUGAUGACGUCAUAGAGGUGACGGGACAGUAGGACUUCAGAAAGUCCCACUACAGGUUUUUUUGUUUGUUUGUUUCUAAACAAUUUUACAGUCAGAAAAUAAUCAAAAUACAUUAAAAAUGGGAAUUAUUAUACAAAAACGAUAAAACUGAGAGGCGAAAGGCCUGGAAUAAUUUUAUCCAUCAUGGUUUGAAAGUGUUUUCAGAAUCCAAAUGUGACCAAGAAGAGGAAAUGUGAAACUCAGCUCUGAGUUUACAUCUAAAAUGGAUUAAAUGUGAAUAAGUUAUUCCUCAAACAUAAAGUUGGCUACUUCUGAGCCAGUUCUUUGUAAUAAGGAGGUCACACAGGUUCUGUUUUAUCCGGUGCCUUGCAGAAGUUUUCAUACCUCUUACAGCCUUCCACAUUUUGUCAUUUAAUAGUUACACACCUCAAUGUAUUUCAUUGCGAUUCUAUACAAUAGAGACACCCGUUUGCAUAAUUGUGAAGUCGAAGGAAACUAAAACGUGAAUUUGUUUUUACAAAUAAAAAUCUUUUGAAGUGUGGUAUGCAUUUCUGUCCAGCUCCCUCAGAGUUAAUACUUAGUAUUUCCACCCUUAUGAGCGAUUACAGCUUCAGUUUCUUUGACUGUUUUUCAUAUCAAAUACUUAAGUUUUUGCCCAUUUUUCUCUUUCAAAAUAGCUCAAGUUUCAUCAGAAUGGAUGGACAGUGAACAUUCCCAAUUGGAUUUAUGUCUGGACUUUGACUAGGCCUAGACCUACAUGAUUUGAUUUAAACCAUUCCAUUAUAACUUUUGGUCUGUAUUUAGCUCCAUCCUUCUUCAAAUCAGCUUGGAUCAACUUCAACUUCCCUUGGAUCAACUUUUCAGAUUGUCAUUAGGGAAACUUUUAAACCUGCAUUAUUUUCCUUCCACUUCUCAAUCAUUCACUAUAUUAUGCUGGUGCGAAACACAAGAUCCCAAUAAAAUGCAUCAAAUGUGUGGUUGUAAAGUGACGAAAUGUGAAGAAGUUCACUAGGGAUGAGUAAUUCCCAUUUCUAAUGCUCUUUGUCAGUCAAACACACACACUGAUCAUUGUCCCGAAAUACGAGAAUCAAACCGUAAACCCUACAAAGUGCAACAAAAUCCUUAUGCUGAAUGUCUGCGUCUUGGUCAGUGGGAGCGUCGGGAACAGAUGUGUCAAACAAGUACCAGUCGAAUCUUUCUGGGGUUGGCUCUCACAGCCUCUGCUACAUUUUUACACAAAGUGUCGGCGCUCAGUUUUUGCUCCUAACAUUUUAAAUAUGUGACGAAAGCUGCUUCCUGUUGGCUUUUCUCACGAUGAAUUGUAAAACAGUUGAGUGUGGACAGGUUUAACACUCUGCUGCUGAACACUAGUGUUCUCCGUUAUCUCUGUAGAUAAAGGGAUCUUAGCGUUUGUCACAAAGUACACAAUCCAGUGUGUAUACACUAUAAAGAUUACCUUGAAAAGCAGGAAUUUUAGGCAUAUUUUAGUCUUUAGCAGUUUGAUAGACAUUGUAGCAACCCCCUGUUUAAAAGAUACUUGUGACACUGUUAUUGGAAAUGUGGAUACUUUGUAAAUAACAGUCUUUAUCAUUGUUUAUAUUGCAAGUCGAUACCGUGCAGUGUGUAGAUUUCGGUCGUAGAGCGAUUGUUUAUUACAACAGUGACCAUAAUGAAAACCUCAUCCCGGCUUUGAUAAGUGAGGAUAAAAAUUAAAUAUUUAGGAUUUUCUUUGUUUCCCUCCAAACUGAAACGAAUGUACUUUCAUGUUGUCAACAACACAGGGGCGGGGACAUGGAUUUGUACCGUGUAAACUCUUUCUUUGUUAUUUUUAUUUUAUUUUUUUUUUUCCUUUAUCAGCCCAAAACGGUAAUGAGUUUUGAAAUGAAUAGUUAGCUAAUUGUUUUUAUGUAUGCGACAGCUGGCGUUGUGAGAACAAGCAGCAAAUUUGAAAGCCAAAUGAAGCUCAAACCAAGGAGUAACGUCAUUAACUCAUUCACCUUUACCUUUUAGUUGUGGAUUGGUCAGAAGUUCACUUGCACUCCUCAUCAAGAUGGACAUAAUACAUACUUAAGACUUAUUUUUUUUUGGUUUACUUCUACUGUUUUUUCAGUGAGCGCUAAUAAUGAAAUUAUGAACUCUAAGGUUUCACCUUGACCUCAUGCUUUUUGCAGCCAUAAGCAAGCUUCAGUCAUAAUGCUGUCUGGAUAUUUGACCACACUUCUUAUUAAAAGUUGUAAAAGUUAAUUAAAUGAUUCGGUUAGCAUCAAAGUCAUCCCAAAUGUUUAAUGUUGGCCUUCUUUAUUUAUUCCGAAACCAGUUUUGAUUUGUGCUUGCAAUCAUUAUCCUACUGUAAAAUGCGAAGUGUAUAAAGUUUUAGCUUUUCAUUUCAGGUGAUGUUAAAAAAUAUUGAAAUUGCCACCCAUGUACUUACAGCAAAGCAUCCAUACAGCAUGAUGCUGCCGCCACCAGUUUAUGGUGUUCUUUGUUUUGAAAAGUCUCACCUCUGCUCCUCUAGAUCAACCUCUUCUCAACAAUGGUUGGCAGUUUUAAACAGGGUACAGUGUUGACGGUAACACUGGUGUUCCAGCAACUUUCAGUUCAUGAGAGAACUGAGCUUUGGUGGUUCCAGUGUUGUUUUUCAGCAUCUGAACCAAUUUUACUUCAUCUGAGCAACUGAGUUUUAGUCAGACGGUUGAAAUUUGGGUAUUCCAGCAGGAAAAUGAUCAUAGACGACAAAUAAAAAUGUAUAUGAGAACUGAUGAAACAGACUGACAUUAAGUGAGUACAAUGGAAUAUGCUUAAAAGUCAAGUCGAACCCUGUUAACCAAAUAAUUUUACUCUUGUUGGAAAUGUGGUCAAAUAUCCAUUUUUAAGUUUGUUGAUGGUUACAAAAAUGUGCGUGGUUUCUCUGGGUGUAUGCAUAAUUUUGACCUUGUGUGGAUUUGAGAUAAUCCAUAAUAUACUUAUUUUUAUUAACUCAUUAGAGGUAUCUAUCAUCAGUCUGACCAAAAUAUAAGCAGCUUCAAAUCAUUAUUAAAGCCCAUUCCUUUCACACCACAGAGUGUACAUUUCUGACCAGUUCUAGUCAUUUAACCUAAACCCGACAUUGCAAACCGAGGCUUUUAUUUACAGGAGGUCUGUUGGAACAAAUAUUACCUUAUCUUAGAGGAAGCAUUGAAUCGGCACAGCUUGAGUGAACGAAACCUUCAGUCAGUGUCGCCCCCUUCAUUUGAACCUGAUGACUUUUCUAUAUCAGUAAAACUGCCGGUGAGAGUGGCUGAGCCAGGUGAGUUGAUGCGGUGGCCUUACAAACUGACAGUGCCGUUAUGUGAUGAUCGCCGUUAGAUUCUGUGUGCGUAGCUUCUGUCAGGAGUGUCACUAAGUGUCGGUUGCUUUAUGGCUGUUUAGGUCUCGUUUUCUGUGUCUGUUUCUGUGUUGCCUUCGAGGUGUUUAGAUGUAGGAAAUGUCACUUUCCUCUGCUGGUAAACUAGGUUAGACUCAGUGAUUACUGGCCUUUAGGAAACACUGGAUAAGCUGAGACAACAGAUGAUUCCCCAUUGGAGUUGCAUAUUUCAGUUUUCAAGUAUGGGAACCUGCGUCCCUGCAGUUUCAGUACUGUUUGAUUUCUGUCGGCUGCUGGCUCCUCUGUCUCCUCCCGGCUGCUUUAUUUCAAGUCUGUCAGAAAGAUUAUGUGGAUUUUUUUUCCUGCGUGUCACGAGAACCUGUGAUUUCUGAUUUAAAAAGUGGAGCUACCACUUUGCAUAAGGAACAUUUCUUCAUAUUAACUGUGCGAGGUACAUUAUACUGACCCCUCUCUUUUCUUUUUAUAGUUUAUAGAAUAUUUUAUUACAGAAUAGUUUUUUUUCAUGACGUCUAAUUCUGAUUAAUCCACUUGACGAUCGAGUUUUUCAUUUUGAUGUCUGAAAUGUUCUUAUUUAUAAUGUAAAAUAUGGUUUUGUAACUGCAUUUUUUUGUUACCUUUUGUUCACUAUGACCCAUUAAUGGCUGAUCCAGUAAAAAUUUCAUACAUGCAGCCUAAAUCAAAUAAAAACUAUGUGAUAUCAAUGUUAUUUCAAAAAUAAAAUAAUCUUCU
This is a messenger RNA of Xiphophorus maculatus (southern platyfish), 8710 nucleotides long. It is a transcript of the gene rad54l2, whose product is annotated as RAD54 like 2. The coding region runs from base 186 to 4649 and encodes 1487 amino acids. Lineage: Eukaryota; Metazoa; Chordata; Actinopteri; Cyprinodontiformes; Poeciliidae. Gene Ontology annotation, molecular function: ATP-dependent chromatin remodeler activity; ATP binding; ATP hydrolysis activity. The transcript is spliced from 22 exons. Gene Ontology annotation, cellular component: nucleus. The record is from RefSeq and is a predicted model, not a curated record.